GCAAGGAAACUGGGGGCUGCCGUCCUGCUUUCUCACUCUUGGGAUGAAAAAAUCCCGUCGGAAAUCUCGGCGGGGAAGGAAGCAGAGAGCUGUGCCCGCCGUGUGUGCGAGGAAGCGGCUGAAGAUGAUCCCGGGAUUACGGGCUGGGGUGACACAAACAGGGAUGUGAUUAACAUCAAAUCGGCAGCUGGGGCUGUGCUGGAGUUCAGAAGAAAGAAGGUGAAGUUACACAGAGAGGUGGUGCGGGAGGCAGGCCGGGGUAGCUCUUCGCUUCAGAAUGAUUAUUGAGGAAAUGAGAGAAGAAAUAUCUGCAGAAAUAUGUGGAUCUUGUGAAAUAGCUGUGGAAAAAGAAGCAUCUUCCAAAGGACUUGUUAGAGGAAUCCUGUAAGGGUAGAUAUAGAGGGUGUAAAUCAAAGAAGAGUGAUUCAGUGAGGUGAGAUGCACAGUGGGAUGUGGUAAUUCACUGCCCAUUAGUGGAGAGGUUAGAGACUGCUGGUAGCACAGCCGAAAGUGUUUAUUUCUAGAGAUCUUGCUAAAGAAGAAGCAUGUUUCAAAUCAGAGCUCAGCAUGGGGCAUCCUGUGGGGGCUGAUCGGUGCUGAGCUGGGGCUGUGGAUGCCCCUGGAGCAAGGCAAGGGGAGGCUGGGUGAUUACAUCGGUGUUAAAGAGGGUGAGGAGUGCUUUGGAUGGAGGUGACAUUAGGACCUCAUGUUCUGCAUAGAAAAGUAACCCAAAUACUGUUUAGAAUUUUAUAACCUGAUCUUCACGAUUAUGAUAUUAAUUAAAUUACUCCAAAUUCUCUUUGUUCUUUUGACCCUCUCUUUUGAGUUUAUCGUUUUUACUUUCUUCAGCUAGUGCUAUCAGUAUUAGCCAUGUCUUGUCUUAGUUUGUAUUCAGAGAGCUUAUGUUUGGAUCUGAGGGCAUUAGGCUGAGUGGGGCGAGUUACGCUGCUUGUUUUCUUUCCUUUGUUUUCUCCUCAGAAGCUUUAGUCAUCUUCUGUCAUUCACACACAUCCGUCUGUCAGUAAGUUAUGUUGGAAGUGAACUCUUUCCCAGAAUGUUGUGACAGGGCUCACAAAAGACGUCCAGCCUGCAGGCUGUUUUCUGCAUGACGUGUCUGAUUUGCCCAUGCAAACAGUUCCUCCGUUUGUUCAAGUAAAUGUGGCACAGAUAAAGGACUCUGCUUGUGCCUCCAUUGGGGCUGGUGUGUAACUGCUCAGGUGCUUGCGUGCCCCUUGUCUUGCCAGGGCACCUUGUUGCUCUGAGAUGUAUUGCUGUAUACUGAGGGCUGUGGUUUAAAUGUGGUGGUUUUCUUCUGUCUGUGAAGUGUGGGAUGAUCUGAUCAAGUCUAACUUUUCUGACUGGAGAAACAAGCUUGUACUUUGUGAUGCUUUGAGGUUUGCUGAGCAGAACUGUCACACGUUUAGCUACUGUUACCUCCGUAGAGUGGUUUUAGGUUCUCACGUGAGUAACUCCUUUAACGUUGGAUUUAACAGCAAAGAUCCAUUGCAUCUUUUAUGCAAGAGGUCUGUGUUGAUGCAGGUUAAACCCAGAGCUGAACUGUGAAUCCUAGCAGGAUGGACAGAGGGACAGUACCGGUUUGCCUUGUGUCUGCAAAAUCAGAUUUCACAUCUGGAGCCUUCCAACAUGGAGACACGGUGCUUCGGCUCCUUUGGACUUCUGCAGGAGGCAGUGAUAUAAAUUAUCUGCAUGUUCUGUUGUGAGCUCAGAAAUUCAAGAGGCAAAGGAAUUAGAAACCAGAAUUCUUGGGAUAAUAUAAUUAGCUCCUGGCUUUCAGCCUCACUCAGUGGAGGAGGUUUCUGUCUGCUGAAGUCGCUGCAGCUUCUCAGAUGGAAGGAGACAGAGCUCAGAUGAAAUCAAAAGAACGAUAAAGUGUGGAGGAGAACAAGACGCUGCAAUUGCUUUCCUGGUCUGCAGUUUGGCAGGGCAUUAAGAUGUCCGUGGACAUGAACAGCCAGGGCUCUGACAGCAAUGAAGAGGAUUAUGACCCUAAUUGCGAGGAGGAGGAAGAGGAUGAGGAUCCGGGGGAUAUUGAGGAUUAUUAUGAUGGGGUAGCUAACGACGUGGAGCAGCAGGGAGCAGAUGCCUUUGAUCCAGAGGAGUAUCAGUUCACCUGCCUGACUUACAAGGAGUCGGAGAGCACUCUGAAUGAACACAUGGCCAGCUUGGCUGCCACGUUAAAGGUAUCGCAUGCUGUUGCAAAGCUCGUGUUAGUUAGCUUCCACUGGCAAAUCUCAGAGAUUUUGGAAAGGCACAAGUCAAAUGCUGCCCAAUUGCUAGUAGAAGCACGAGUUCAGCCCACCUCAUCCAAACAUGCAAUGGUACAUUCCUCCCAUCACUGCGCUGUGUGCAUGCAGUUUGUCCGGAAGGAGAACUUGCUUUCUCUGGCUUGUCAGCACCAGUUCUGUCGCAGCUGCUGGGAGCAGCAUUGUACAGUGCUUGUCAAGGAUGGUGUUGGAGUUGGGGUCUCCUGCAUGGCUCAGGACUGCCUACUUCGGACACCAGAAGACUUUGUUUUUCCAUUGCUGCCUAGUGAAGAGCUGAAAGACAAAUACAGGCGCUACCUCUUCAGGGACUAUGUGGAGAGCCAUUACCAGCUGCAGCUGUGUCCUGGUGCAGAUUGCCCUAUGGUCAUACAGGUACAGGAGCCAAAAGCCCGGCGAGUGCAGUGCAAUCGUUGCAAUGAGGUCUUCUGCUUUAAGUGUCGGCAGAUGUACCACGCACCCACAGACUGUGCUACCAUCCGGAAAUGGCUCACCAAAUGUGCAGAUGACUCCGAAACAGCCAACUACAUCAGUGCUCACACUAAAGAUUGUCCGAAGUGCAAUAUCUGUAUUGAAAAGAAUGGAGGCUGCAAUCACAUGCAAUGCUCCAAAUGCAAGCAUGACUUCUGCUGGAUGUGUCUGGGAGACUGGAAGACUCACGGCAGCGAGUACUACGAAUGCAGUCGGUACAAAGAGAAUCCUGAUAUUGUAAACCAGAGUCAGCAAGCACAGGCCAGGGAGGCCCUUAAGAAGUACUUGUUCUAUUUUGAGAGGUGGGAGAAUCACAAUAAAAGUUUGCAGCUGGAGGCACAGACAUACCAACGAAUCCAGGAGAAAAUUCAGGAAAGAGUUAUGAACAACUUGGGAACGUGGAUAGACUGGCAAUACCUACAAAAUGCUGCAAAGCUACUUGCAAAGUGUCGUUACACUCUGCAGUACACAUAUCCAUAUGCCUACUACAUGGAGUCUGGUCCCAGGAAGAAACUGUUUGAAUACCAGCAGGCCCAGCUGGAGGCUGAAAUUGAAAAUCUCUCAUGGAAGGUGGAGCGAGCAGACAGCUAUGACAGAGGGGACUUAGAGAAUCAGAUGCACAUAGCAGAGCAGAGACGGAGGACCCUGCUGAAAGACUUCCAUGACACAUAAAACAGGAGAAAAUGACGAAGUGCAGGGGUGAGAGCAGCAAGUGAAGUGAUGGCAGCUUCACCGGGAUAAGCAGGCACUGCCUCUGGGAGAACACGGCCAAGGACAGAGCCACCCCUCCCCUUGCGAGUCAGACACAUGCAAACAUCACAUCUUAGUCCAGUUUGUUCUCUUAUCUUUCUGUUUGUUUCCGCCAUGCUAGAGGCCAGAGCUCAGAUUGGCGUGUUUCCUGGGACAUUUCCCUCCUGCGCUGAAUGGUUUCAGAAGGGAAGGGAGUUUUUCUCUGAAUGGCUGUUAAUAGUAUUAGAUCAAUACAAUUUAUGUAAUUUUCAACGGUUGUACAAUUAUACAGACAAACCUUAGAAUAACACACAACCCUUUUUAAAAAUAAAUUGGCAGUGGAGUGUUUUUCCUUAA
This is a messenger RNA of Centrocercus urophasianus (Greater sage-grouse), 3839 nucleotides long. RefSeq names its product ariadne RBR E3 ubiquitin protein ligase 2 (gene ARIH2). The record is from RefSeq and is a predicted model, not a curated record. Gene Ontology annotation, biological process: ubiquitin-dependent protein catabolic process; protein polyubiquitination; positive regulation of proteasomal ubiquitin-dependent protein catabolic process. NCBI's taxonomy places the organism in Eukaryota, Metazoa, Chordata, Aves, Galliformes, Phasianidae. Gene Ontology annotation, molecular function: ubiquitin conjugating enzyme binding; zinc ion binding; ubiquitin protein ligase activity. Gene Ontology annotation, cellular component: ubiquitin ligase complex; cytoplasm. The coding region runs from base 1953 to 3425 and encodes 490 amino acids. The transcript is spliced from 15 exons.